AUGUCUGGCCGUUUCGUGCGUUCAUCCAAGUACCGCCACGUCUUCGGACGACAGACCCGAAAGGAACAAUGUUAUGACAACCUUCGUGUAUCGCGAAAUGCCUGGGAUACCAACCUCGUCAAGGUCAACCCUAAAUAUUUGUCCGUGAACUGGGAAGCUGGUGGUGGAGGCGCUUUCGCUGUUAUACCCCUGGAAGAACGGGGCAAGCUCCCCGAGCGGAUACCCCUAUUCCGUGGCCACACCGCGGUCGUUCUUGAUACAGACUGGAACCCUUUCAACGAUGAUUUGAUUGCAUCUGGUUCCGAUGAUGGCAGGGUUUACCUCUGGAGGGUCCCCGAGGGAUUCACGACUUCUCCUGACGUAGAUGCCGACGAUAUCCAAGACGUUGCGCCCGUUGGCAAGCUCAGUGGUCAUCCCAAGAAGGUUGGGCACGUGCUCUUCAACCCCGCGGCUGAGAACAUCCUUGCGACGGCAUCCGGAGACUAUACCGUGAAGAUCUGGGAUAUCGAGGCCGGCGCGUCUAAGCUGACUUUGAAUGUCGGUGAUAUCGUGCAAUCGCAAUCAUGGAGCGCAAACGGCUCCCUUCUCGUUACGACUUCUCGCGACAAGAAGCUCCGCGUCUGGGAUGUACGUCAAGAGCGCCCUGCGCACGAAGGACCAGGUCAUACAGGAGCGAAGAACAGUCGUUCGGUGUGGCUGGGCGAGCGGGACAGGUUUGCUACAACUGGUUUCUCCAAGAUGAGUGAUCGCCAACUCGCCCUCUGGGAUAUCCGAUCCCCUCAACUGCCAAUUGAUGGGUUCAAAACUCUUGACUCUAUCUCCGGAGUUUGCAUGCCGUUCUGGGACGAUGGUACUCAGUGCCUGUAUUUGGCUGGUAGAGGUGAUGGCAACAUCCGAUACUUUGAGCUCGAAAACGACAAGUUCGAAUACUUGUCCGAAUACAAAUCCGCAGAUCCCCAACGCGGUAUUGCUUUCAUGCCCAAGCGCGGUGUAAACAUGCACGAAAACGAGGUUACACGCGCCUUCAAGACCGUCAACGAUACUUACAUCGAGCCGGUUUCUUUCAUUGUUCCUCGACGGGCCGAGACAUUCCAGGAUGACAUCUACCCACCUACCACUGGGUUGAAGCCUGCCAUGAGCGCCUCAGAGUGGUUUGUUGGCAAGGAAGCAAUCCCUCCUAAGAUUUCCAUGGGGAGCCUCUACGACGGCCAGGGCUUGAAGGAAGUAACUGGUGUCCAGGACAAGCCCACCUCUAGCUUGGGCACUGAGUCCAAGCCUGAGCCCAAGCCUGAGCCUAAGGCUGAACCGGAGGCGAAGCCCGCCUCUCCCGUAAAGAAGACCCCCGAGCCCACUCCGGAGCCAACACCUGUCGCCAGGCCAGCACCAUCCAUGAAGGAACAGGGUGCCUCCAUGGCUGCAAUGGUCAACAAGUUUGCGGACGACGAGGAAGCUGAACCCGCAGAGGAGUCCAGCUUCGAUGAGCCCUCCAAGUCAGUCGAGCGCGCUACCCGCUCAGAAACCGCCUCACCCAGCGUUAAGGACAGCCCAUUCCUGCAAAAGGAAGACCCCAUCAAAACCUCCUCCCCAGUCUCGGCCUCCCCCGCCCCCGCCGAGCGCUCCCAGUCUCCCGCUCAAAGUCCCUUCAGCGCUCAACCAGCCUCGCCCCUCGCAAGCACCACCGGCUCCAUUGCCGCCGGCGCCAGCCCCGUCCCCGCUGACGCCGUCCAGCGCGAAAUCGGCGCCAUUAAAGACCUCCUCGCCGAACAAACAAAGACCAUCGCUUCCCAGGCCCUGCAGGUCCAGAACCUCACUGCCGAAAUUGAGUCUCUUAAGGCUAAGCUGGGCUAG
Molecule: messenger RNA, 1848 nt
Organism: Aspergillus mulundensis
Lineage: Eukaryota; Fungi; Ascomycota; Eurotiomycetes; Eurotiales; Aspergillaceae
Product: coronin
Exons: 8
Coding region: 1-1848 (615 amino acids)
Biological process (GO): actin filament organization
Molecular function (GO): actin filament binding
Source: RefSeq, a predicted model, not a curated record